Molecule: messenger RNA, 4477 nt
Organism: Peromyscus leucopus (white-footed mouse)
Lineage: Eukaryota; Metazoa; Chordata; Mammalia; Rodentia; Cricetidae
Product: zinc finger protein 431-like
Exons: 3
Coding region: 1836-3347 (503 amino acids)
Biological process (GO): regulation of cytokine production; regulation of immune system process; negative regulation of transcription by RNA polymerase II
Source: RefSeq, a predicted model, not a curated record
CUAAAUUUAUUGUUGUUUGUCUGGAAAAUGAUGGAACUUCAACAUUUUAUUUUUCAGAAAAUUUACUAUAUUAUGCUUUGAAUUUCUUGAGCUUUUGUUGGUUUGGGAAGUUUCUGUAGAGAGACAGAUUUAGUUUUCUUGAUCUUGGAGGCUCACUUCUCCUUAUUUCUUGGUAUAUCUGUGUUUUCCUGUUGUUAUUAUCUUCAUAUUUGCGGUUUUUUUUUUUUUUUCAGCUUAAGGGGUUGAUAUGGUUAAACAUCUGAGGGAACAUAAAUUGAGGCUAUGCCCAGAUCAGAAUUGCUGGUUACUGUGUUUUUGAGAAACUGUGUUAAUUGAUGAUUGAUGUGCAGACUCUUCCACUGAGGUUACAAUACCCUAAACAAGUGGGCAUACGAUGGAUAAGAAAGCCAGCUGAUCACAAGACAGUGAGCAAGCAAGAGAAAAAGCCAGUAAACAAAGUUUCCCUGUGGUUUUUGUCUUCAAUUCCUAGCAUGAGAUUCUAUCCUUAGCACCUACAAUUGUGGGUUGUGAUCUGGCAAUAUCAGCCACAUAAACCUGUUCAUCACUUGAGAUGCUUUUCAUUAGACAAUUUAAUCACAGCAAGAAACAAGCAAGUUAGAACAAAAUUUGGUACACCAAAAGUGUUUUUGUUGGAGGAUAGAAUGUGGGAAUGUUGUCUUUUGGAGUAAUGUUUAAGAUAUUAGGACUUAAAAAAAAAGAUAUUAGGACUUUAGAUGGCAAAAGGCAUAAAAAGUUGCACAUAGAACUUAAUCGGCUCUUCUUGUAGGACCAGGAAUAUGAGUAUUGAAAGUAAUGGUCACAGUAGCACUUCAGGGAAUAGGAUUUCAGUGGGAAAUAGACUCCAUUAAAAAUUUAGCUAGAGGUAAUUUGAAUAAUAUUAUGUCCCCAUAUCAUUCUUAUUUUCUCCAUUCCCUAAGAAAUUGAGUAAGGCAGAAUUAAAAAAUAAUAGGCUGAUUUCUUGGACAAAGUAUUGCUUCUCUUGGGUGUUUAUUACUGAUAAUUCAAUCAGGUCUACAGUGUAAAAGAAACAAGUGGUGCAGAAAGAAAUAAAAAGUCUGUUUUGAAGAGAUAAACAGACUAGGUAGUUUCAAAUAGUAGUCCUUUGGUAGAGCAGAGACAGAGAAUUUUGAAGUUUAGGACCAUUAAAGAGAAGGCCCUUCUCAGCAUUUGAGACCCAGAAAGAUACUCUAAGUGCAAGACUCCAUCCAUCUAAGCCUUUAAAUUAUGGAGGGAAUAGGCAACUUGAUUCCUAAUCCCAAGAAGCAACUUCACAGAGGACCUUCUGUAAAUAUUUUCCAAGUGUGGUAGCAUCCAUCCCAACAUAGAAGCCUAAUUUGUGGUGAGUAACUCAUGUCGUACUGGUUCUGGAAACAAGACAGAUGUAAAAUGUACAGGUAGGUCAUAGGUUCUUCCUCUGUUGUUUCAGUUGAGCACUGCUGCACACAUCUAUGUUUGGCAGAGUCAGAAACCCAGUGAAGAGACUGUGAGAGCUCAUCGCAUGAAGCUGUGAAGAUUACGCCAGUGUUGUAUUUUGAGAUGGCAUUUCUGUUGCAAGGUUAUAUCCCAUACAAGGGGUACAGAAAUGAGAGAAGUGAACCUCCUUAUUCAGUUUCCUUCUAGAGUGACUUGAUGAUUACUUUACAAUGUCUGUGCUAUGGAGGAAGUAAGUGGAGCACCAGAAUUAUAUGACUAUAUCAUGAAGAAGUAUAGAUUUACAAUGUUGUCAGUACCAUGCUUUCUGUUGUACACAUCUAUGGGAUAUUUUAGAAUGCAGUGACCUAUGAUGAUGUGCAUGUUGCCUUCACUUGGGAAGAAUGGACUUUGCUGAAUCCUUCCCAGAAGAAUCUCUACAAAGAUGUGAUGUUGGAGACCUACAGGAACCUCAUUACUAUAGGAAUGCAAGAAGUCGUACUGGACAACAACCUCCUGAAUAUCCUCAAUGUGUUAAAGCCUUUGCUCAUCACUGUACUCUUCAAAAGCAUAAAAGAACACAUACUGGAGAGAUACCCUGUGAAUGUAAUCAGUGUGCUAAAGGCUUUCCACAUUUUAAUAAUCUUGAAAAACACAAAAGAACACAUACUAGAGAGAAACCUCAUGUAUGUAAUCAGUGUGGUAAAGGCUUUUCACAACUCAGUGUUCUUCAAGUGCAUAAAAGAACACAUACUGGAGAGAAACCUUAUGUAUGCAAUCAGUGUGGUAAAGGCUUUUCACAACUCAGUAUUCUUCAAGUACAUAAAAGAACACAUACUGGAGAGAAACCCUAUGAAUGCAAUCAGUGUGGUAAAGGCUUUUCACAAGUCAGUCAUCUUCAACGGCAUGAAAGAAUCCAUAGUGGAGAGAAACCCUAUAAGUGUAAUCAAUGUGGUAAAGGUUUUGCACAUCCUAGUAAUCUCCAAAUGCACAAAAGAACGCAUACUGGAGAAAAACCCUAUAAAUGUAAUCAGUGUGGUAAAGGCUUUUCACAACCCAGUCAUCUUCAAAUGCAUAAAAGAACACAUACUGGAGAAAAACCCUAUGAAUGUAAUCAGUGUGGUAAACUCUUUCCACGUCCCAGUAAUCUCCAAUUGCACAAAAGAACACAUACUGGAGAGAGGCCCUAUACUUGUAAUCAGUGUGGUAAAGCCUUCACUUCUCAAAACAGUCUUGGAAUACAUAAAAGAACCCAUACUGGAGAGAAACCCUAUGAAUGUAAUCAGUGUGGUAAAGAUUUUGCACGUCCCAGUAAUCUCCAAAUGCACAAAAGAACACAUACUGGAGAGAAACCCUAUGCUUGUAAUCAGUGUGGUAAAGUCUUUGCAGAACAAAAACGUCUUCAGAUACAUAAUAGAACACAUACUGGAGAGAAACCCUAUGAAUGCAAUCAAUGUGGUAAAGCCUUUGCGGAACAAAGAAUUCUCCGAAUACAUAAAAGAACACACACUGGAGAGAAACCCUAUGAAUGUAAUCACUGUGGUAAGGCCUUUGUAUGUCAAAGUCAUCUCAGAACGCAUAAAAGGACACAUACUGGAGAGAAACCCUAUGAAUGUAAUCAGUGUGGAAAUGCCUUUGCACAUAGCUCUCAUCUUCAAAGGCAUAAAAGAACACAUACUGGAGAGAAACCCUAUGAAUGCAAUCAGUGUGGAAAAUUCUUUGCAGAACAAAGAUGUGUCCAAAUACAUAAAAGAACACAUACUGGAGAGAAACCUUAUGAAUGUAACCAAUGUGGUAAAGUCUUUGCUCAUCUUUGUUCUCUUCAAAGGCAUAAAAGAACACAUACUGGAGAGGAACCCUAUGAAUUUAAUAAGUUUGGUAAGACUACACAUCAUAGUGAUCUUCAAAAAAAUUAAGAUUGUCAACAAUCUGGUCAAGCAUUUUCAUAUCUGUCUUUAUAUAAUUGUAUCUGAAAACUCAUUGGAAAAAUAAAUUUAUGAAUGUAUUAAGCCCUAUGAGUUUCAAUAAUCAUGUUACCCUUUUAGAUUUUUGUACUUGAAUUACAUGAAAUGACUAACUCAGGUGUAAAACUUUAUGGAUUUGUAUUAGUGCCUUGUCUGUUUUUGUGAUAUAAUGUCUAGGUCAACUUAUAAAAGAGUUUAGUUUGACCCUUGGUUCUAGGGGGAUAUAAGAUCACCAUGAAAGUGGCAUGGUAACAAGUGCUAGACAUGGCAGCUAAAGCAGGAAGCUAAGAACUCAGAUCAUCAGCUUGAAACAUGAUGUAGAGUGAGAACUGGAAAUGGUGUGCAGAUGUAAAUUCUCAAAGCCUUCCCACCCAGGAACAUAUUUCCUAAAGCAGGGCAGCAGCAUUUCCUAAAUAAUUCCAAUGGACGCCAGCAACUGAAUAGGAUUGACUUCUCUCACUUCAAGCCUAUAUUCUUGCUUUCUGUUACACAAACCAAUUUAUGAUAAAGAAAAACUGUGUAAGUGAGCUUGUAGAUGCCUCAGCACCUGUGUUAUAGAAAUGAUGCUUGUAAGAGAAAAACUUUCAUGAGUAAAACUUGUUUAAAGAUUUGUUUUACUUUCAAUUAUGUGUUGUCAGUGCGUUUGUGUGCAUAUGUGCAUCUAUAUGCUGGUUCCCAAGAAGCUUAGACACUUGGAUCUUCCUGUAGCAGGAAUUAUGGGAAGCCAUCCAAAAUUGGACCCUGGUCCUGAGAAUGAACUUUUCUUAACUGCCCAGCUAUGUCUCCAGCCUCGUAAAUAUUUUAGAACUGACAUAUCAUUUUGAUGUCAGGAAAUAGGGAUGAACUUAUAGAAGAGGAAACCCUAUUCAUUUAAAUAAUUUGGUAAAGACUUUAGACCUUUUUAGCUUCAAGAAAAAAAGCCUUUUUUUUUUUCAUUUCUUUUUCAUAGUCUUGAAGGAAGUAAAUUACUUACCAUGUUCACUCCAGACUGAUGGUGGAGAUGACUGCAUUUUUUUGUUUGUUUGUUUGGGUUUUUGUUGUUUUGUUUUGUUUUAUUUUGAGACAGGGUUUCUCCGUGUAGC